AUGGACUUACCUUUGACAAUUAUAGAAAUUUAUCAAUAUGUGGAGAUGGAUUAAUCAAAAAAUAAGAAGUAGAAUGCGAUAGUCUAUUAGAAUAUAAUGUUAAUAAUUGAAAAAUUAACAAUAAAUUUUUUCUUAGUCAAAGUUAUUAUAUAUGUAAGACUUGUUGAUAAUAAUGAAAAGAUUGUAUUUGUAUAAAUAAAUUGGAUCUCAUAAGUUCUAAGUUAUUAGAAUCAAUUCCUGAAUAUUGCACUGAUAGAAAUUUAGAAAUUGGCGUUGAUUAUGAUUGUGACUUUGAAUGCAGAUUGA
Molecule: messenger RNA, 306 nt
Organism: Paramecium pentaurelia
Lineage: Eukaryota; Ciliophora; Oligohymenophorea; Peniculida; Parameciidae
Source: the annotation of a GenBank genome assembly